Messenger RNA from Aspergillus uvarum CBS 121591, 721 nucleotides. Its product is annotated as putative glutamine synthetase. The annotation marks the transcript as partial. NCBI's taxonomy places the organism in Eukaryota, Fungi, Ascomycota, Eurotiomycetes, Eurotiales, Aspergillaceae. The transcript is spliced from 2 exons. The record is from RefSeq and is a predicted model, not a curated record. Gene Ontology annotation, molecular function: glutamine synthetase activity.
AUACGUCGUCAAAUCCCUCGGCACCAAACACGGCAUCACGCCGACCUUCAUGGCCAAGCCGCGCGAAGGCCUCCCCGGCAACAGCGGGCACAUGCACAUCUCCCUCGUCUCGCCAGACGGAACCAACGCCUUCCACCGCUCGACUCCCGACCCGUCCCCACCGUACCCGGACGUCGCCCACCUCUCGGACCUGGGCCGGCACUUCCUGGCGGGGAUCCUGGACGGGCUGCCGGACAUCAUGCCGCUGUUCGCGCCGACGGUGAACUCGUACAAGCGGCUGGUCGAGAACUUCUGGGCGCCAGUGACCGUCUCGUGGGGGCUGGAGCACCGCGCGGCGUCGGUCCGGGUGAUCGCGCCGCCGACGGCCAGCCCCAAGGCGACGCGGCUGGAGGUGCGCGUGCCGGGCGCCGACGCCAACCCGCACUUCGUGCUGGCGGCCAUCGUCGCGCUGGGGUGGCGCGGCGUCGCGCGCAAGCUGGCCCUCCCCGUGCCGCCGCUGUCCAAGGGGGAGGAGAUGGGCGGCGCGAGUGAUAAGGGCGUGCGGCUGGCCAAGUCGCUGCGCGAGGCGGUGGGCGCGUUCCUGCGCGAGGGUAGUGUCGCGCGCGAGGUGUUCGGGGAUGCGUUCGUGGAGCACUUUGGCGGGACGCGCGAGCAUGAGUGUCGGCUGUGGGAGGAGGCGGUGACUGAUUGGGAGGUGAGGCGGUAUAUCGAGACGGUUUGA